Messenger RNA from Pogonomyrmex barbatus (red harvester ant), 1198 nucleotides. It is a transcript of the gene Xrcc2, whose product is annotated as X-ray repair cross complementing 2. The record is from RefSeq and is a predicted model, not a curated record. Lineage: Eukaryota; Metazoa; Arthropoda; Insecta; Hymenoptera; Formicidae. Gene Ontology annotation, biological process: double-strand break repair via homologous recombination; DNA strand invasion. Gene Ontology annotation, cellular component: replication fork; Rad51B-Rad51C-Rad51D-XRCC2 complex; centrosome. Gene Ontology annotation, molecular function: four-way junction DNA binding.
UCAGCAUUUUGACCCAAUUCUUAUUGGUCGAGACUGCGCAUACGUGAUGUUAUUACACCUUUCUUUUUACAUAGUUCUAAGCUCAUUUACAUUAAAUAGACGUUGGUGGCGGUAGUAUACAGCAAUUUCAAUGUGUCAAUGAAAAAAGCCGGGAUUGCCGGUCUCAGGCUUCUUUCCGAUAUUAAUAUUGAUAAUACAUAAUACGUCUAAAACAUUAUGUAAUGUUGUUAAAAGGAGACAGACGUAUAUUUGCAUAUCAUUAAUAAUGUUUCAUUUCGAGGGCGGACUGCAAUUGUUAUCGAGAUUCAGCGAGAGACCACGUUCAAUUAACCUCGAUAAUGUUCUAUUCUCGACUGAUAUUGACAAUGAAAGUAUCAUAGAAAUUGUUGGUGCUUCGUCCACUGGAAAGACUCUGUUACUGUGCCAAUUUAUAGCGAGGUGUAUAUUGCCCGCGCGGUAUAAAGAUAUCGAAAUUAGCGGAUGCAAUGUCCACGUAGUACUGAUUGAUACAUAUGGUCAUGUAGAGAUGAGCAAGAUAGCUGAACUCAUGACUCCCGUGAUACACAAUGCGUACCAAAUAGCCGGUGUAGAACUAUCGGAUGAAGUAGUAGAUCAUGUCAUACACAAGUCUUUAGAAAACUUGACAGUGAUUAGCUGCUGCAACAAUGAGCAGUUCCAACUGACUUUGCAUAUGCUCGAGGAUGAGCUCCUCAGCAAUGAAAAAAUUGCUCUGUUAGCUAUAGACAAUAUAUUGGCGUACUAUUGGCAGGAGAGAAGGAUAAAGGGAAUUCUCAGUAUGGACAACUAUACCAAAGACUUACUCAAAAUCAUUCGGAUUCAAACAUCUCAAUUUCAUAUGAUAACAAUUUAUACAAAAUGGGAUGGACCAGUGUCCAAGUACCAAUCACAUUCCAAUCUGUUACAAGGAACGGGUAUAAAUUAUAGGUUGCAUCUUUACAAAAAUCCUGUAACUCAUGAGUUUGUAUGUCAUGUACAAUCUACUGAUGAUAUAAAACGGAUUUGUUAUACAAUCUCUGAUUCUGGCAUAAAAUGGAUUCAGUGAUAAUUUAAAUUAAAAUAAUGUAUCAAUAAUUAAUCGAUGAGAGAAGGAUCUUAUCCACUAUGUCUGAUGGCUUUAACAGUCUUGAACCUCCUAUUGUUAUUUGACAAUUUGAAUUAAAUGAUGAUAUAAUUUCUU